AAAACUGUUCUACCAUUCAAACCUUUCUCUCUCCAAAAUUUAAUAACCUCUCCCUUUAAUUUCCAGCUCUUCUUCAUAUUCAUCAGCAUCUGAUUCUCACCAACAAAACUUAAAUUCAAAAGUUCCCUCCCCAUUGCUUAUUGUCUCCAAUCUUACAAACAUUGAAGAUUCCAUUUGAACUGGCUUCUCAAAUUCUAAAAUGUUAAAUUGCGGCGGCAGCCACCGCGACUCUUCAUCGGACGGUGACUUAAGCUUCAAGAGCAGCGCCACUACUACUUCAUCAAUGAGCAGUGAGAGCUGUAUGAGUAGCUACAGCCGUCUUUCUUUUGAGCUUUUAACAGCAAGAUCCUCACCGGAAAAUCUUACCCUCAAACCACACCGGUCAUCUGACUUCGCUUACUCCGCCAUCCGCCGUAAAACCGGCUUGACUUUCCGUGACUUUCAGCUCCUCCGCCGAAUCGGGUCGGGAGACAUCGGGACAGUCUACCUAUGCCGUCUAACAAGAAAGCAUAACCAAGAAAACGACGACGAAUACGACGUCGUAAAAGAACAAGACGACGAGUUAUGCUGUUAUGCCAUGAAAGUUGUGGAUAAAGAAGCAUUACGUGUGAAAAAGAAAGUUCAUAGAGCUGAAAUGGAGAGGAAGAUCUUGAAAAUGUUGGAUCAUCCAUUUUUGCCAACUUUAUACGCUGAGUUUGAAGCUUCCCAUUUUUCUUGCAUUGUUAUGGAGUACUGUUCCGGCGGGGAUUUACAUUCUUUACGGCAUAAACAGCCUCACAAACGGUUCUCUCUUACCUCUGCAAGGUUUUAUGCAGCUGAGGUUCUUGUAGCUUUAGAAUAUCUUCACAUGUUGGGAAUUAUCUACAGAGAUUUAAAGCCGGAAAACGUUUUAGUCAGAUCCGACGGUCACAUCAUGUUAUCAGAUUUUGACCUUUCUUUGUGUUCUGAUGCAAUCCCAGCCGUUGAAUCUCCGUCUUUCUCUCCUGAUUCUACUUCUCCGUCGUCAUUGUCGUACACCCGAUCACACUCGAAUAAGAGCUUCUCGUGCCUCCUUAACCGGCUCUUCCGGUCGAAGAAAAUCAGAACGUUGAGCCCCAACCGGUUAUUUGUUGCCGAGCCGGUAUCCGCCCGGUCUUGUUCGUUUGUUGGGACCCAUGAGUACGUGGCGCCUGAGGUGGCAUCUGGUGGGUCCCAUGGAAACGCGGUUGAUUGGUGGGCCUUUGGGAUUUUUAUCUACGAAUUGAUUUACGGACGGACACCGUUUGCGGCUCCAUCGAAUGAGCAGACACUGCGUAACAUUGUGAAAAAGCCCUUGAGUUUUCCUACACAAUCGCCUUCCUCUUCGCUUGACUUCCACGCGCGGGAUUUGAUAUCGGGUCUGUUGAAUAAAGAUCCGAAUGCUAGACUCGGGUCGAAAAGAGGAUCCGCCGACGUCAAAACUCACCCGUUUUUUAAAGGGCUUAAUUUUGCUCUGAUACGGACGGUGACCCCACCUCAGGUUCCGGGACUAAGAAGACAAAAAACGAUGCCGUUUUAUCAUGGGAAGCCAAAAUCAACAGCUUUUGAUUACUUUUAGAGAAAGCCUGUGAUUUGUGCCACGUGUUAGGGAGUUGCUGCCAUAUUUUGCAAUUGGUAGGCUGAUAGAUGUGCAUAUUUAAAGCCCUUUUUUGGGUUUUAAUUUUCCUAUUUUAGUCUAUAAACUAUGUUUUAGGUGACUGAAUUGACAUCAAUUAUACCCUCUAAUUAUAUAAACUAUUUAUACA
Messenger RNA from Mercurialis annua (annual mercury), 1763 nucleotides. RefSeq names its product protein kinase PINOID. NCBI's taxonomy places the organism in Eukaryota, Viridiplantae, Streptophyta, Magnoliopsida, Malpighiales, Euphorbiaceae. The coding region runs from base 200 to 1576 and encodes 458 amino acids. The record is from RefSeq and is a predicted model, not a curated record. The transcript has 2 exons. Gene Ontology annotation, biological process: protein phosphorylation. Gene Ontology annotation, cellular component: cytoplasm; plasma membrane; nucleus. Gene Ontology annotation, molecular function: protein serine/threonine kinase activity; ATP binding.